GUUGUGCUGCUAUAGCAACGGGACGCCAUGGGGCUGGACUACUACGCCGUGCUGGAGCUGGAUCGCGGGGCCACCGCCGACGACAUCAAGAAGGCUUAUCGGAAGUUGGCCCUGAAGUACCACCCAUUAAAAUGCAAGGAGCCCUGGGGGCCGAAGAGGUUCCAGCAGCUGGCAGAGGCCUACGAUGUGCUCAGCGACCCUAUGAAGAAAGGCAUCUACGACAAAUUUGGGGAAGAGGGGCUCAAAGGUGGCAUCCCCUUGGAGUUGGCGAGUGACAACCCUUGGAGCGUCGGAUACGUGUUCCACAACAACCCUGAUAAAGUCUUCAGGGAGUUCUUUGGAGGGGACAACCCCUUUGCAGAGUUCUUUGCUGAGGAUGGCUCGGAGGUGCUGCUGCCCUUUGGAGGGCCCCGAGGCCGGGGGGCCCUGCGGCGGGACCCGCCCAUCGUGCGGGAUCUCUACGUGUCCCUCGAGGACCUGUUCCAUGGCUGCACCAAGAAGAUUAAGAUCUCCCGCAGGGUGAUGAACGAGGAUGGGCAGACAAGCACCAUCAGGGAUAAGAUCCUAACGAUUGAUGUACAGCCGGGAUGGAAGCGAGGCACCAGGAUCACCUUCGAGAAGGAAGGAGACCAGGGCCCUAACAUCAUUCCAGCUGACAUCACCUUUGUUGUCCAGGAGAAGCUUCACCCCAGGUUCAAAAGAAUCGACAACAACCUCCUUCAUGUUGCCAGCAUCCCCCUGUCAAAGCAGGCGCUGACUGGAUUCACCCUGGAUGUGUGGACGCUGGAUGGGAGGCUGCUGAACAUCCCCAUCAAUGACAUUGUGGACCCCAAGUACUACAAAAUGGUGCCAGGGGAGGGAAUGCCGCUGGUCCAGGACCCCCAGUGCAAGGGGGACCUCUACAUCUACUUUGACAUCCUCUUCCCCAAAAGGCUCAGCCCUGAGGUGAAAACACUCUUGAAAAGCAUCCUCCAGCCCUAGGGACAGUGACCUUCCCCCUCUCCCCCUCCCUUAUUUCCCCCCCCAAUAAAGCUUUGGAGCCAGCA
Cyanistes caeruleus (blue tit) is the source of this 1046-nucleotide messenger RNA. RefSeq names its product DnaJ heat shock protein family (Hsp40) member B13 (gene DNAJB13). Gene Ontology annotation, cellular component: cytosol. The record is from RefSeq and is a predicted model, not a curated record. Gene Ontology annotation, molecular function: protein-folding chaperone binding. Lineage: Eukaryota; Metazoa; Chordata; Aves; Passeriformes; Paridae.